Geodia barretti is the source of this 5139-nucleotide messenger RNA. The record is from the annotation of a GenBank genome assembly. NCBI's taxonomy places the organism in Eukaryota, Metazoa, Porifera, Demospongiae, Tetractinellida, Geodiidae.
ACACAGUAUAAAACAAAGCUGCAAAACUCGGACGAAUAAUCAUAAGCAAGACAGGCUCUGAGCGCCAAGUAGUCUGACCUGAGAAUGAGUGAAUCACUGACUGCAGUUUCCCGCAACUGCCGGGCGUUAUUAGCCGUAAUGACUUUGUGCUGGUGUUUCUCCGCCCGACCCGUCGACGGGUACUCGGAGUACACUAGGAAUUGGGCAGUGGAGAUUCGCGGAGGCAGAGAAGCAGCCGACAAACUAGCGAAAGAGCACGGAUUCACCAACAUGGGAGAGGUUGGAAAUCUGCAGGACAUGUAUCGUUUCAGUCUAGACUCUCCCGGGAGCUUGUGGGGAACAGACAAUGGCGGCAAACGGAAUGCAAGAGACAUACACACCUUCCAGUCCCAUGGGGAUCAGCUGCGAACAAUUGCACUGCAGAGAGAGUCAAAUGUUGGAUAUGUGAAACAACAGAGGUUGUUAGAGCUGCAGAAAAAGAGUAGCUAUACUCUACCUCAGGACCCACAGUGGCCAGCUCAGUGGUCCCUGCGAAACGAUGGGCAGACGUCGGGACCAGCUGAACUGGACUUGAAUGUUGAGCCGGUUUGGAUGCAGGGAUUCAUAGGUCGUGGAGUGGUGGUGACUGUAGUUGAUGAUGGUGUGGAAGUCAGUCACCCAGACCUCCAAAUAAACUUUGAUGUUCAAGCCAGUAGAGAUUUCAUAGACCACGACUCGGAUCCGACACCGACUGGGUCUGAUUCCCAUGGCACUGCCUGUGCCGGCGUCAUUGGAAUGGCACGGAAUGGAGUCUGCGGAGUGGGUGUGGCACCUGGAACCAGUCUUGGAGGUCUUCGACUGGACUUGGGCUACACGUUUGAUGUGAGCCAAGCAGGUAUUCUCAGCUACGAGGAUAGCUAUGUCGACAUCUACAGCAACAGUUGGGGACCGGCCGAGACAGGGUUUACAGUGGGAGGGCCAGGCUAUCUCACCCUCGAGACCUUCAAGAGAGAGACCAAACAGGGGAGGAAUUCGAAAGGGAGUAUCUACGUGUUUGCAUCUGGGAACGGUGGACGCUACCAUGACUCCUGUGCAGCCGACGGCUAUGUCAACAGUAUCUACACCAUUGCUGUUGGAUCUGCUGACCAGGACGGACGACAGGCUUACUACGAUGAAGACUGCUCUGCCAAAAUGGCCGUCACCUUUAGCCACAACUCGAACACGGCUGCAUCGCCCGACAAUGCAAGAAAGGCCUCAAAACAGUUGCUCACAACAUCACUACAUGGCCAAUGUUCUGACUCAUUCUCUGGAACGAGUGCCUCGGCCCCUCUCCUUUCUGGUGUGAUUGCUCUUGCUCUCGAGGCAAAUCCUGAUCUGACGUGGAGAGAUGUCCAGUAUCUGAUAGUCUACACCUCUAACAUUGACAUACUGACUGUGGACGACUUGGCCACCAAUGGAGCUGGUCUCAAAUUCAGCCACCACUUUGGAUUUGGAGCCAUUGAUGCCGAGGCACUGGUGACCAGAGCCAGACACUGGACCAGUGUUCCUGAGCAGAUUUCACAAUCAUUUACCCACAGCAUGAUCCAUACUAUACCAGCUUCAGGUUCAGCUACUGUUGAGUUUACAGUAGACAACUCGCGGUGGAGCUAUGAAAAUAUCCGAUUCCUCGAACACGUAGUUCUCACUGUGACCCUUGAAAUUGGAGACUACGGAAGGCAAUAUACAGUCGACGACUUUUUUACCUACCACGACAGAACAGGGAACGCUACGGAGAAGUUGAUAGAGUGGCUAACUGAUCCUCACCCUCGACGGGGAGAUAUUCAAAUCCAGCUAACGUCUCCACAAAACACCACCUCCACACUUCUCCCCUACAGAGAUUUUGACUUUGUCAAUGACGAGGGAUACGAUAACUGGCCGUUCAUGAGUGUACACAACUGGGGAGAAGAUCCAACUGGGACCUGGACAAUGAGAAUAUCGUACAAGUCCAGCUCGGGCUACGUCCGUGUGAGCGGAGUUAACCUGGAGCUGUACGGGACAUGGAGGACUCCAGGCGUAGUCCGUGCCAUUCCAGAUCGAUGUCACGAGACCUGUGGCAGAGGGUGCUGGGGUGAAGGUCCCACUGGCUGCGAUGUCUGUGCCAAUCUCCGACUGGACACUACUCUCGAGUGUGUGGACAACUGCCCACCUGGGUUUACUGAAUACCAUUCUUACUGUCUUUCAUCUGAAGACUCCAGGUCUAACAUAUCGACUGCCACUGACUCUGAAGAAACACAGAGUGAGGGCGAGAGUGAGGACGAGAGUGAGGACACUAGUGAUUUGAACGUACCGAUCUUGCUCAGUUGCACCGUGGCGGCUCUGAUUGUAGUGUUUCUGGUCGUGAUCUUUUCCCUCGUAACCCUCAUCGCUUGUGGGCAUUACCGAAAAACAAGGCAGACUCAGUUUUCUCGUCUCAAGGAAAGCAUCACUUCAGUUUAGCAGAUUAUCGAUCAUCAUGAUUUUAUCUUCAUCUCUUCACUUUCUCUUUCAGUCUAUAAUAUCGCUAUUUUAUGUAAAGUAGGAGGAAUUUAUAAUUAUAGCUAACUGUGUUCGCGAACGCAUGCGCAAUAGCUUACUGGCGGGUACGUGGCGGUGGCGAGAGCAGCCAUCAAUGAUCGAGAAAUGUGGAGAUCAUCGCUCAACACUGUUCUCUGUACAACAAUUCUCCUACUGACUACAACCACUACUACUAGUGAUGCGAACCGGCAACAGAAACCGGCCGCGGAUUCCGUGCGGGGAGCAAGCCAAGGAAAGUCGCCGGCCCCGGUCAUUCUCGCCCACCGCCCCAUGGAUAGCUGGGCCGUAACAGUUGGAGGCGAGUCUGGGAACAUUGAAUACCUGGCGCGAAAACACGGGCUGACAAACCGCGGACAGAUCGGAAACCUCAAGGGAGUGUAUCUCUUCACGGCUGCAGAUAGCGUCCCUGUUAGCGAACUUUCAGCAGCUAAAACGGCAGCAUUGGGCGAGGACCAGUUGGUGGUGUUUGCUGAAAAGCAGCGAGUCCAAGUGAGAGAGAGGAGAUCAGGUUAUGUGCAACCGCAAGACCCCGGCUGGAAGAAACAGUGGUAUCUGGCUAACUCAGUGGGAUCUCCCCGUCAGCUAGACCUGAAUGUUGAGCCUGUGUGGAUGCAGGGGAUUAAUGGGAGCGGUGUGGUUGUGGGCGUUGUGGACGAUGGCUUAGAAUGGACACACACAGAUCUCAUAGACAACUAUGAUUCUAGUGCAAGUUAUGAUUUCGUUUGGGACGAUGGGGACCCCUCUCCUGACGGGAACAGCGAGGAACCAAACAGCCAUGGAACUAGUUGUGCCGGCGAGAUUGCCAUGAGCAGGGAUUGCUCUUGUGGAGUGGGUGUGGCUUACGGCUGCAGCAUUGGAGGGCUCAAGAUAGAUUUCAACCUCAUCACUGAUGCCAUGGAGUCUAAUGCUCUCGGACACGAGAACUCCUACGUUGACAUCUACAGCAGUAGUUGGGGUCCGUCUGACUAUGGGUUCUCGGUAGAGGGACCAGGAACACUGUUGCAGCAGACACUUGCCACUGGUGUUAGAGAGGGUCGAAGCGGGAAGGGAAGUAUCUACGUGUGGGCAGCUGGAAAUGGAGGAAAGUACUUUGACUCCUGCGCAGCCGACGGAUAUGUCAGCAGUAUCUACACAAUUGCUGUUGGAUCUGCUGACCAGAACGGACGUCCAGCUGAUUACGAUGAGGCAUGCGCUGCCAAAAUGGCCGUCACAUUCAGCUACAACUCUGCGACUUUCCCACCGAGUGGAGAAUCGUGGGUGGCACAUGAUCAGGUGUACACGACUACUUUGGACGGGAAAUGCACCGACAGCUUCACUGGUACAAGUGCUUUCAGCUCCACUAACAUCAGGAGUGAUAGCUCUUGCCCUGCAGGCAAAUCCUGAUCUGACGUGGAGAGAUGUCCAGUAUCUGAUAGUCUACACCUCUAACAUUGACAUACUGACUGUGGACGACUUGGCCACCAAUGGAGCUGGUCUCAAAUUCAGCCACCACCUUGGAUUUGGAGCCAUUGAUGCCGAGGCACUGGUGACCAGAGCCAGACACUGGACCAAUGUUCCUGAGCAGCAAACUAUCCAAACACUAUAUCAUCACCAAGACAAAGACAAUCUAUACAACUGACGAAGUGACUUUCACUGUGAGUAAAGACGAUAUAAAGUUUUUGGAGCAUGUGGUAGUGACCCUAACCCUUGAGAUUCACGGGAUAUGGAGCUCCAUACGACUAUGGUGACUUCUACAGCGAGCUCUACAGUAGUGAUAGUGGUGAGGAUAUAUACGACUGGCUCCAAUCCCCCCACCCACGUCGCGGGGACGUGGAGAUAGAACUAACGUCGCCGGCCGGGACGAGAUCCAUUCUCCUGCCAAACAGAGACUACGACUUCGUCAACACUGAGGGAUACGACAACUGGCCAUUCAUGUCGGUCCACUUCUGGGGAGAGGAUCCCACCGGUACCUGGACCCUGCGUACCACCUUCCGGGCUUCUUCUGGCCACAUUGCUGUGAAAGAUGCGUCAGUUACAAUGUUAGGUGUAGCGGAGGUCCCUAUCUCUGCUUCCACUCUCCCUCCCUCCUGCCAUCCUACCUGUGUCAGAGGGUGCCACGCCGAGGGACCUGAGAAUUGUGACGCAUGCAAAAACUUUCGAUUGAUCUCAACGCUCGAGUGUGUAGACGAUUGCCCAAAUGGGACCCACCCCUUUAAUAAGUACUGUGUGAUUGAUUCGGAAGAUGAUGUCAACGGAAUUCAGUGUCCAACAGACGAAGUAGAGAGCUACAUUGAUGCCAAGAGUGUUGGGCUAGGUGUGUGGCAGUGGUUGUACUGGUAGGUUUGGUUUUGACCGUUGUGGUGGGUUUGGUACUGCUGUGGAGGAGAAAUAACAAAACCAGAUUUAGGCGUCUAUUUAAUGACACAACUGCAGUCGGUUCAUGACAUUUCUCAUUUUUAUGGCUUAGGCACGGUUUUUAAAAAGUUUUACCGUUUUUGCUUUUAACUGCAUCUGCUUUUUAGUAACCUUCAUUUCAUCAUCUGCUUUUCCGGCUUAGUUUUUUAAACCAUUACUUCACCUGUUAAAACCUUUACAUAGUUUUUUAAAACUUCAUUUCAUAUCUCCAUC